Messenger RNA from Ruditapes philippinarum (Manila clam), 1360 nucleotides. RefSeq lists its product as uncharacterized. The transcript is spliced from 7 exons. The record is from RefSeq and is a predicted model, not a curated record. The annotation marks the transcript as partial. Lineage: Eukaryota; Metazoa; Mollusca; Bivalvia; Venerida; Veneridae.
UAUAUUUAUCUUUAAAUCAAGAUGCCUUGUACCGAAUACAGAACUAACCCCAGUGUCAGACUUUGAGGCAGACGACACUUUAUCGUCACCAGACAGUAAAUUUGUUUUAUCGACAGGACAAAUAAUUGUUCGAAAAGUUGGCAACGCUGUCUAUAGGGUACGAUGUAAUACAGGCAAAUGUACUGUCGCUGGACACAACUUCUGCAAAAAGAGAUGUAGGGCGACAGAUAACAAUGUUAGCGGAAGUGCUAAGCUUGGUUAUAUUGGACAUAGUUUCACAUUGUCUGUGUUAGAUGUAGUGAACGUGCCAGCUUUAAAUAUGAAUCUACAAGGACCAAAUGGUCAAGCGUUGUCGAGAACAAGUGAUCCAGUCACUAUUGGAAACAAUGUCAACUUUGGUGCUGAAGUUACACCUGGUGGUACAGGACCGGCCAGUGCAGCUUUCGUAAAUGCAAAAGGUAUAUUCCUCCAUAGUUGCUAUGCAACACAGAAUAAUCAACGACGGAUGUUCAUUGAUGAGAAAGGUUGUUCAGUUGCAGGGUCGCCGUAUAAAACUUCUGAAAACUGUAAAGAUGUUACAGAAGUGGACGGGGUACCACCAUUUAAGAUAGACUGUGGAACAUUUACAGUCCCGGAUACCGGAGAUGUAGAACAGACCUGUAAUAUAAGCAUUUGUACAACGGAAAAUAAUAAAUUCUGCGAAAAUCGGUGCACUGCAGGAGAAAUUCAACCAGAUUCGAAUGUAGUUAACCCAAAUUUGUCAACUACCGCUGCAUUCCGAACUCAAGAUACCACCAGACCAAGAACAGCUGUCAAAUCUGAAGAGUUGCGGAACACCAUCGCCGCCGUGAGCGUCGUUUUAGCAGCUCUCAUUCUGCUUGGUGUAACAGUGGGAACGUGUAUUAUUGUUAACAAGCAGAAAUCCCUAGCUAAACGUAAACUGGAUGGCAGACGAUACAAUUAUUACUAAAUAUAGACCUGUUUGGCUAAAAUCAUGUUUCAUUAUACUCAAUAUGUAUAUUUGAUAAUGUAUGGUUAUAAUUAUAUAACAUCUCACUAGUAAUUUGAAUGAAGAAUGUUGUUGUAUAUUGAUUGUCAUAAAGGAUAAAUGUACAAAAGACUUCUAAGAACAAUAUUUCAGAUACAAUAUUUCAAAAACAAUAAUGUCUUACAAUAUUGUAUUACUUGUUCCUGUAGUUUUGGUCAUUAUACAGACAGGAAUUAAAAAAACAUUUAUUAAAUCAAAAAUUAUUUGAAUAAAUAACACCAAGACCAUAAGAAUUUCCUUAAAGUGUUGUCGAAGUUAUUAUAAGAUAAUUAUUUAAUGCAUUUAUUCAGGAUUGCAAUUCUAUAGCUAGAU